Molecule: messenger RNA, 453 nt
Organism: Brettanomyces bruxellensis
Lineage: Eukaryota; Fungi; Ascomycota; Pichiomycetes; Pichiales; Pichiaceae
Gene: FCA1
Product: Cytosine deaminase
Exons: 3
Coding region: 1-453 (150 amino acids)
Cellular component (GO): cytoplasm; nucleus
Molecular function (GO): diaminohydroxyphosphoribosylaminopyrimidine deaminase activity
Source: RefSeq, a predicted model, not a curated record
AUGACAUUUGAUGACAAAUUAGGAAUGCAGGUUGCCUUCGAGGAGGCCAAAAAGGGAUUCGAGGAAGGAGGUGUCCCUAUUGGAGCAUGUCUGCUUACCGAGGAGGGAAAGGUGAUUGGUCGUGGCCACAAUAUGCGUGUUCAGAAGUCAUCUGCCACUCUUCAUGGUGAAACAUCAUGUUUUGAGAAUGCCGGAAGAUUGCCUGCUUCUGUUUACAAGAAAUGCACGCUUUACACCACUUUGUCUCCAUGCUCUAUGUGCAGUGGUGCAGCGUUGUUGUUCAAGAUUCCAAGAAUUGUUCUUGGAGAAAACGAGACGUUUGUUGGUGCAGAGAAGUGGCUUGAGAGUAAUGGAGUGGAAGUUGUGAAUGUGCAUAACAAAGAGUGCAAAAAUCUCAUGGAUAGGUUUAUUAAGGAGAAGCCAGAGGUCUGGAAUGAGGAUAUUGGCGAGUAA